Trichoderma aggressivum f. europaeum is the source of this 612-nucleotide messenger RNA. RefSeq lists its product as uncharacterized. The transcript has 2 exons. The record is from RefSeq and is a predicted model, not a curated record. The coding region runs from base 1 to 612 and encodes 203 amino acids. Lineage: Eukaryota; Fungi; Ascomycota; Sordariomycetes; Hypocreales; Hypocreaceae.
AUGGCUUUCAAGACUAUCUUCGUCGCCGCCCUGGCUGCUCUGCCUGCCGUCUUCGCCUCCCCCAUUGAGCUCGAGUCUCGUGCUGGCUGCAAAUACAACGGUGGCUGGCAGAACUUCCCCAAGAUGAGCCAGUGGCUGCCCUGGACUGAGGUCUUCAGCCGCUACCAGCAGGACAUGGUCAACGCCGGUUCCACCUGGGACGAUGUUGGCCGUAUCAACGUCGCCAUCAGCAACGCCGCCGCCACCAUCGGUGUUGACGAGCGUGUCAUCCUCGCCAUCAUCCUCCAGGAGAGCCACGGUUACGUCGGUGUCCAGUGCACUGGUAACAACGACUGCGGUCUCAUGCAGUGCGAGAACUGCCCCUCAUUCCAGGGCCAGCACGGCCUUCCCCAGUCUUCGACCUCUGCCAUGAUCAACGGUGGUACCCAGCACUUCAAGGGCAACUUGGAGCACUGGGGCAACGCUUGGGCUGAGUCUACCAUCUACCCUGCCCUCCGUGAGUACAACUCCGGCAGCGUCAACUCCGGCGAUCUCAGCACUGCUGCUGGCGGCUUUGGCGUUCCUUGCUACGUCGCCGACGUCGCCGGCCGUAUGCUCGGCGAUGUCUUCUAA